GAAGUAAAUUGCUGCUGUACCACUACAGCCACAUUGAGGUCAAAUUUUUCAAAUGCUUAUUUAAAAUGUCUAGUUUUUCGAGAUCAGCCCAGCAAUGGGCGACCUUUGCAAGAUCCUGGUUCCUAAUAGACGCUAGGAUGCAGCCUCCAGGAAAGAUCGCCUCUGUGUGCUCAGUGCGGCUUCAAGGGAAACAUAAACCCAUUUACCAUCCACUGAGUGAUAUUGGAGAUCAUGUGGUGGUCAUGAACACCAGACACAUCGCCUUCUCUGGAAAUAAAUGGGAACAGAAAGUGUAUUCGUCUCACACUGGCUACCCUGGAUCAUUCAAACAGCUCACCGCAGCGCAAAUGCACAAAAAGGACCCAACAGCUAUCAUUAAACUGGCUGUGUACGGGAUGCUUCCAAAAAACCUCACCAGAAGGACCAUGAUGCAACGGCUUCACCUCUUCCCAGAUGAUGUCCUUCCUGACGACAUUCUGAGGAACCUGACAGAGGAGCUUCCUCAACCCAGAGAGAUUCCUCGUAAGCUCAGCGAGUACACGCAGGAGGAGCGGGACGCUUUCCCCAUGCUCUGGACCCCGCCAGAGGACUACAGGAUGAAAUGACCGUCAUACAGCAGUUUUCCAGAUUUUGCAUCUCUGAACAGGAGUUUGGGACUUGGAAAGGUUUCUCUUUUUUUAUAUUGUUAAUGUGAAAUAAAUUAUGUCUCAAAAUAAUAAAAAUAGUCCGUUUGUCAACUUUUGGUUAUGUUUGAUAUUUAAGCACAAACAUAUAAUAUACCUAAUAUGAGAUUAAUUUA
This is a messenger RNA of Sinocyclocheilus anshuiensis, 799 nucleotides long. RefSeq names its product 39S ribosomal protein L13, mitochondrial-like. The record is from RefSeq and is a predicted model, not a curated record. Gene Ontology annotation, biological process: translation; negative regulation of translation. Lineage: Eukaryota; Metazoa; Chordata; Actinopteri; Cypriniformes; Cyprinidae. The transcript has 7 exons. The coding region runs from base 66 to 605 and encodes 179 amino acids. Gene Ontology annotation, molecular function: mRNA binding; structural constituent of ribosome. Gene Ontology annotation, cellular component: ribosome; mitochondrial large ribosomal subunit.